UUUCGUUACUUUAACAUCUUUUCAGCACAAGAUGUUUGUCCACAAGCAAUCAGGGACACAUCAAGUUAUUGUUGGUCCAUCCAUACUGCAUAUGACCAAAGAAUUCGAAGACUACCACUUCCUCGCUAGUCAGCUUAAGAUUCGUUGUGAAAAGUUUGAAUCACUAACAGCGUUUGGAUCAGACGGUGAAAUUAACAUUGCAAACGCGUUUGUUUGCAAACUGCCGCAUGCUAUCCAUCUUCGAUGUAAGAUUCACCUUUCAGAUAACAUAGAGAGAAAGCUUGUAUCCUUGUCGUUUGAUAAAAAUGCUCAACGAAAGAUUGUCAACACUAUUUUUGGACAGCGGACCGAUGACAAGUUCGUUAUGGCACUUGCUGAUGCAAAAACACCAGAAGAGUUUGACAAAAUGCUGGAAGACCUUGAACCCAAGUGUAAGGAAGUGGAGAUCAGCCAACAUCCAGGGAAUCCUGAAUUCUUUGCCUGUUUCAAAGAUCAUCUUGCUACGGUGAUGAAAGAAAAUGUUAUUGCACGUGUCCGACAAAGUGCUGGUCUCGGAUCCCCUCCCGAAUUCUACACCCAAAAUGCAUCAGAAUGCGUCAACAGCGUGGUAAAAAGAAAUGCUGGAGGGAAGAAAGAGUGGUCGCAUUUCUGUCUUUCUCUCGAAGAUACGGCCAAAAGUCAACAAGAAGAAUUACAAAAGGCUGUCUACGGCAUGGGUGAAUAUCGUCUAAGCAAAGAUUUUCAACACUUAGCGAAAAAACUGAAUCAGUGGGUUGAAAUGAGUGCCGCGCAACGCAACACGCACAUGAAACGGUGUUUUGUUGCGGAUCUAGAUACCAUCGGUAAAGCAGAUGAUGCUAUUGUUCAUUCAGUUCUGUCCGAAGAUACUCGUGGUAAAUUAUCGAUUGGUUAUGACGAAUGCUCCAUUUCGACUUUGUCCCGCACAAAUCUGAGAAAAAUCUGGUCUUCUGCUUCGCUGAUACUGAGCCAAGUCCAGGGUGUGUUUCAUGUUCCAUGGGACAAGUCGGGAACCCAGCGACUGGUGUUCGAUGGUGAAAAUUGCCCUCCAUGCCCAGUGCAGGUAAAGGAUGCUGGAAUAAUACAUUGUUCCUGUCCAAAGUUCAAGUCGGCAAAGAUUUGCUCCCACUCUUUAGCAGUUGCUGAAGACGAAUUUUGUUUACGAGAGUUUUUAGCUGUGGUCUGUAAGAAUAGAAAGGAACCCGAUCCAUAUGCAUUAGUAGAGGGGAAUUUGCCAAAGUCAUCUGGAAAGAAACCAAGUUCAACCAAAAGAAAAGGAAAAUCCAACGAAAAGAGGGUUCCAUUGAUGGAAAUUCAACCUGACCCAUCAACACAGCAACAAACAAAAUCUGUCCAUAAUGAAUCACUUGCAGUUUCUGCUCUUUUAUCGCUUUCAAAUGCCACUCGGUUGCACCAUGACGACGAUACUUUUGGUCUAAAGCAUUUGGAAGGCACACAAGUAAGGAUGUGCUAUGGUUGUGGCCAAGCCGUUCGGAUCCCACCAGCUGUUCCAGCACCUCCCCAUGAUGUAUGUAUAGUGAAGAAAGAGUUCAGGUCCUACAGGGCACCACAUGGUUCGUUAAAAGUAUCCAACGUACCUCAGAACUGUCAUUAUCAUUUAAAACGGUCAUGUGUUGAAAGGAAACAUCCAGAGUUUUUGCCUUCUGCCUUAAAGGUUCCUGCCUUGCUGCAGCCUAAAAUGAAUACUUUUCACCAGGACUGGAUAAGGAAGGAAUUUGGCAUAAUGUUGCUAAUUUAAAUACUGUUUAUGGCAUUGCAGUCACCACUAUGAACCAUAUAUGUAACAGCUAGGAAUUGUCUACUCACAUUCAGAGGCAUACAAAUAUUUGACAACUUCAAUUCACAUUUGUUCGAUUUGAGUUAAAGUUAGUUCUUAUUCGAUAAACGACUAUACCAAUUUGGAGACUUGUGCGUAGGUUAUUAGAAUUUAAUCAAUGCAAUGGUUGGUAUCAAAUUAAUUCAUAAUGUCAGGUGUCAUCUUGGUUGAUUCUACAAAAUUUACAUCAGCUAUUAAAGAAAACAGAGUUGAUUUACUUUUUCUUUGUUUGUCAAUAAAUUGAAAGUGCCUGUCCAAAGUACAGCAACAAUGGCAAAUAUUAUUUGUGCACAUGUUUUGAAAAGUCAACCAAGAUGGUGGCAGCAGCUAGAUGAUUUCCCUUAUUAAGAAUUAGUAGCGCUUUGCAUCAUGGUUAUUGUAGUAUCAUUGAUAGUCAAGCCACCUUAUUUUUUCGCCGACCUGUGCAACAGCAUUUGAGAAAGUAAGGCCAGGUGUAUAUGCGAUGACCAACAGCACAAUCUUUACAAAAACAUUCAAUAUUGUCAUUCGAGGCUAUCUGAAUGUCAGUGAUACUACCAACAUGAUGCAUUAAAGUGCUACGAAUUCUUAAAGGGCAGUCGUCUGUUGCAAAGUAGUGGACAUACAGAAUUGCCGUACUGUAUGCAUCAAAAUCAUAGAAUGAUGUUUUACAUUUUUGCUUGUUAAUUAAUACUUUUGUGAUAAUAUCUUUGUUCUCAUUCAUGGUCCUGUCCUUUAAAACUCUCUUACACUAUGAUGAUAUCAAAUUUUUGUGACCCUCACCUCUGUCCAUUUUAUUCAUGACCCUUCCCUUUAAGGCUCAACCUGUUUUCCCCUUAGGUUGCCUCCCCUUACCUCCCCUUGCUAAUUCCUGGCAGGCCCCUAACAAUGUAGUUUUGGUAAACUAAAGGUCUAAUAUGUAAUAUAUCUCACUACAUUAACAUUAUCCAAUUUCAGUUGACAGUUUCAUCUGAAGAAGUUUUAUAUUUUAUAAUUUAGAUAUUAAAGACACAU
Molecule: messenger RNA, 2848 nt
Organism: Dendronephthya gigantea
Lineage: Eukaryota; Metazoa; Cnidaria; Anthozoa; Malacalcyonacea; Nephtheidae
Exons: 2
Coding region: 32-1777 (581 amino acids)
Molecular function (GO): zinc ion binding
Source: RefSeq, a predicted model, not a curated record